AUGGAGGGAAUUUUUGAUGCUCUGCCAAAACUUCUUUCUUCUAGUAGUUCAGUCAGAAACCAAGCUGAAGAAGAAAUUAAUAAACAAUUCAAUUUGUCUGCUUUAGAAUUUGCUAAUUACUUAAUCAAUGCAAUGAAAUCAGAAAAUGAAAAUAUUACAAUCUUGGCUAUUAUUUUAUUCCAAAGAAAAAUUAUUGACACACAUGCAAUUUUGAGCUUCCCAAGCGAUAAUCAAAAUCAAAUAAAAACAGAUAUACUUAGCUUAAUCAGUAGCACUAGAAAUUUAUUUUUUACUAAAAAACUUGGAUAUUUAUUAGAAUGUUUCUUCAAUAUAGCUAAUUUAGGAAAUGAUUAUUUCGAGUUAUUAUCAAAAUAUAUCAGUCAAAUAGAUUAUAAAGAAUUUGCAUUUUACCUAAUAGAAAUUCAAUCUGAUUUCCCAAAUCUAUUGAGAUAUGCUUUAAAUAAUUCAAGCCAGAUUAUUCACAUACUUUUACCUUCACUUCAAGAUAAAAAUCCAAAUUUAGUAAUAAGCUGUAUUAGAGCUUUAUCAAAAUUUAUUUCAAGCCUUAGCAAUGAAACCCAAAUGAUCGAAUUUAUGCCUCUUUCCAAAAGUUUACUUGAGUAUUUAAUUAAAGCAAUAAAUAAUUCAGAGAUUAACUUAGAAAAAGCAAAGCACACGCUAAUUAAUAUUCUAUUUAGUCUAAAAUAGUAUAUUGAAUUAAAAAGGUCACUUUCUAUUAGAUUAUGAUUAUUAAAAUCCCUCAUAAUUAGCCCAAGCAACCAAUACAAUAAAGAAUAUAGCAGAAUUAACAGAAAAAUUCCCUCGAUUUUGAAUGAACGAAAUUAAUUUAUUAAUAAAUACAAUGAUACAAAUAGCAAAAAAUGACGCAUUGCGAAGCUAUAUAAGAGGCCAAGCAAUUGAAAUAAUUUCAACAAUUAUUCAAAAAACUCCUGGACUAUUAAAACAAUAUAAAGCAGUUAUAGAAGAAAUAUGCAAAUGCUCUUUUAGCUUGAUAAGUGAAGUCUAUUUUAUUAAUGAUAUUGAAAGAUGAAAUACAGAAAACUGAGAAGAUGAUAUUGCAAAAAACAAUCUAAAUAUUGUAGGAAAAGAGCUAUUAAUCAAAACUGCUGAGUUCAUUGGCCCAGAAUUAGUGGCACCUUUUUGCUUAUCAAUUAUACCAAAUCUUAUAAACAGCUCUGAAUGAGUAAAUCAAUAUACUGGAAUUUUGGGAUUAGGGAUUAUCGCAGGAUUUUGCAAAGAACAGUUCGAGAAUGAGCUUGAAAACAUCAUUAUUUUAUUGGAAAAAUCAAUUUUAAUAGAUAACCCAAGAAUCAAAUGAGCAGUUGGGGCUACAAUCAAUUCUUUGUGCAUAGAAAUUAGUCCUGCGAUUCAGCUGAGAUUUCAUGCAAGUAUCGUUCAAAUUAUUUAUAAUUUAUUAUCUUCAAGAUAUCAAAAAAUCCAGUGUGAAGCUACAAAAGCUCUUGUCAGUUUUAUAAACCCAAUAAAAGCUAGAGAUGAUAUUGAUUCUUUUGAGGUUUUCAAAACUUAUAUAAUUAGCAUUAUGCAAGUUCUGGCUUCGAUAAUUGAUUAUUCAACUAAGCAUAAUCAAUAUGAGCUGUUACUUGAAGCUAUAAAAAGCACAUCAAUUCUAGCUGAUGUCUUACAAAAUAAUUUCCUACCAUUUUAUUAUUUAUUUAUGCCUUACUUACUAUCUGUUAUAGAAUCUCCAAUUUUUUCAAAACAGAACCAAGAAAUCAGAGCAGAAGCAAUCCGCUGUACUGGAUAUCUUGUUGAGUCGUUGUCAGAAAACUACACCAAUUAUAUAAAAGAUGCUCAAAGGAUUAUGAACAUACUAACUGAUUUAAAAAAGAACCUUGAUAAAGAUGACCCUUCGUUUUUUGCUAUUUUUGAAGUAAUUUCAAGCUUUGCAGAAUGCCUGAAAGAAGAGUUUUAUCCAUAUAUGGACUCAUUUUUACCUGAGCUUCUCGAAAAUGCUCAGCUGAAUGUGAAUAUUUCUAUUACAGAUAUUGAAGAAGAUGAAGAUUUGCCCCCAGGUCACAGUUUAGUAAAAAUUGAAAUUAGCCCUCAAGAAAUCAAAAAAUUGGCCAUUGAUUCUUCAACUCUUCAAUUGAAAAUUCAUGCAUGCCAAACUUUAUAUGAACUCAUAUCAGCUUUAAAAGAAUCUUAUUAUCCGUAUUCUGAAAUCACAAUAGACACAUUAAUUCCUUUAUUCUCUUUUUCAUAUAGCGUAAAUGUAAGAAAAUCCAGUGUAAAAGCAGUCACUGCAAUUUUUGCUUCUUCUUAUGAUAAAGAUUAUACAGAUAAUUUACUAGCCAAAUUAUGGCCUAUAUAUACAAACUCAUUAAGUAAGCCAAAUUUGGUACCUAAUGAUACACAAAUUUUAUUGAAGGGAUUAUUAUUCACAAUCCAUCAUGCAGGAGAUUUACAUAAGAUUGGUCUUGACUCUGCCAAAAGUUUAUCUGUUUUAUUAUCAAAUCAUGCGAAAUUGUUAAUUAGCAGAAAAGAAAAACGAGAUGCCGAAUUUCAGCAGUAUUUAAAUGUGGAUUUGCAUAGGCAAGAGAUCGAAUUACUUGAAAAAGAAGAAAUUCUUGAUAAUAAAAUCCUCAGGCUAAUUAUGGAAAUUAUAGGAAAACUAUUGAAAUCUUUCAAAAAAGAUUUUCAAAAUAUUUUCUUAAUGAAUUUUAAAGAUAUUUAUGCGCAGUAUUUAUUUAAAGAUGAUGCAGAAAAACUCGAAAUUUUAUCAGCUUUGUGUAUUUUCAUUGAUUAUGUAGAGUUUACAGAAGAUCUAUUUUGGGAGCCUGGAAAAUGUAGAAUAAUUGAACAGAUGCUGAAAUAUUCAAAUGCAAAAAAUAAAGAAAUUAGACAGUCUGCUUUAUAUGGAAUUGGGGUUUGUGCUCAAGUAUGUAAUGUAAAAGAGUUUAGCAUAUACUUAGAAAAAGCUAUUGAAGCAGUAAAAGCUGCAAUAACUGACCCAAAUGCAAGAAGCAAAAAAUAUGAUAUUUCAACAGAUUGUGCAAUAGGCGCUUUACUCCUCCCAUCCUUGAUCUCGCAAUAUCAUUUAAAAAAUCCUUAAAAGUGGAAAAAUUAACCCCAUCAUUGCUUAAACUUUUUCAUAUCGGCAAGCAUGAAACCCAUAGUCUAUCGUUUAUGGAUAGCGGAUAAAAUAUAAAAUGUUUCUGAUUAAAAAAAAUAUAUAGUGUUUUAUUCCAAAAACUUUUUAACCUUCAUCUAUCCUUGAUUAAACGAUGGUAAUCGGCUCGAUCAAUAAUAUGGGAAUUAGGAAAAAUUGCUUUAUUCCAUAAAAAUGAGCUGAUUGAAGAGUGGCUGAAUUAUUUGCCUAUAAAGGCAGAACCUGAAGAAUCACAAAACGUUCAUAAAUUAUUUUUAUCUAACUAUGAGAGGUUAAAAUGCUACCCAAGAAGCAAUAAUAUAAUUUCAGAGCUUGCAAGGCUACGAAUUGAUGAGAAGAAUAUUGAUAUUUUAGACAAUGAAGGCUUAGAGAUUUUAACACAAAUCCUUAAUCUCAAUAUUUCAUAA
This is a messenger RNA of Blepharisma stoltei, 3558 nucleotides long. The record is from the annotation of a GenBank genome assembly. Lineage: Eukaryota; Ciliophora; Heterotrichea; Heterotrichida; Blepharismidae.